AUGCACCCCAAGUUCUCCUGCUUUCUGGCCUGCGGCCUGCUCAUCUGUAUCUCUUCAGGGAAAGGCGGGUUCCAGAAGGUAGGGGACUGUCUGAGUGUGCGGGCUGGUAAGCCACUGGUGCUGCGGUGCCGGGGGCAGGCCGUGCGCUGGAGGAUGCCCAAAUACCUGGAGGAGGAGGCGGAGGCCGAGGGGCGCCUGAGAAUCAAGCACUUUGGUCAGCACAGCCAGCUGCUGCUGGUGAACUCCACUGGGGCAGACACAGGUGAAUACAGCUGCUGGGCUCGGCACUGCCAGGAUGGGCAGUGUGCAGAAGGUCAGGAACACCUGGCAAAGACUUUCGUCUUCUUCACAGACCCAGAGGAGCUCUUUGUGCCCACUGAGGAUUAUUAUCAGGUGGUGCAGCUACGCACUCAUCAGCCUGCCCUGCUUCCCUGUCAGGUGACCAACCCCCUGGCCCGGGUGACUCUGCAUCGGGAAUUCCCCCCUGAAGAAAUCCCAGUGGAUGGGACGGACAUCUCCUUUGAUGUGAAGAAAGGCUUCACCAUCCACCGGCCCCAAGCUUCUUUGGCUGGCUCCCUCUUCUGCUUGGCCAGCCUAGGUGGCCUGAGACAAAUCUCUACCAAGUACAUGCUCAUCUACGUCAACUACCCAUCUUCCUCCCCCAAACCCACCAUCCUAGCUUCAACCACAUCAGUCCAACUGGGAGACAACUUCAAUGUGACCUGCACAGUUCUGGGUGAGCCAGAGAUUGCUAUGGACUUCAGCUGGGAAUAUCCGGGGCAGAAGCAGGGCCGACCCCCCUACACCAGCAAGCGGGUUGCUGUGGUCCACAGGGAGGGCCAGGUGCAGCGGGAGGCGGAGAGCACCCUGUAUGUGGAAGAGGCUCGGGCCGGGGAUUCUGGCUUCUACACUUGCAGAGCCACCAACCUUCAGGGCACAGGAUCUGUCACCACACAUGUCCGAGUGACCCAACGCCCUCAAGGCUCCCCUACCCCUCAAUAG
Messenger RNA from Dipodomys ordii (Ord's kangaroo rat), 1002 nucleotides. RefSeq names its product platelet-derived growth factor receptor-like protein. Lineage: Eukaryota; Metazoa; Chordata; Mammalia; Rodentia; Heteromyidae. The transcript is spliced from 6 exons. The record is from RefSeq and is a predicted model, not a curated record. The coding region runs from base 1 to 1002 and encodes 333 amino acids.